This is a messenger RNA of Eimeria mitis, 726 nucleotides long. Its product is annotated as vacuolar ATP synthase subunit b, putative. Bases 1 to 726 code for a protein of 241 amino acids. Lineage: Eukaryota; Apicomplexa; Conoidasida; Eucoccidiorida; Eimeriidae. The record is from RefSeq and is a predicted model, not a curated record. Gene Ontology annotation, biological process: ATP metabolic process; proton transmembrane transport. The transcript has 3 exons.
AUGGCGCUGCAUACGCAGCCCCCAACCCUCAGCCGUGCUGAAGCAGCGAGGCAGCAUGUACUGGCUGUGACGCGAGACUACCGCGUGGCCCCGCGGCUAGACUAUAGAACUGUUGCAGCAGCAGAAGGCCCCCUCGUUGUCUUUGAUGAUGUUAAAUUUCCAAAGUAUUAUGAGAUCGUUACGCUCCAUCUAGGUGAUGGAAGUGUGAGAGAAGGACAAGUGCUGGAGAUAAAGGGGCGUCGAGCAGUGGUGCAGGUGUUUGAGGGAACAUCAGGCAUAGACAACCGUCACUGUCACGCAGAGUUUCGUGGUGAUGUGCUGAAGAUGCCGAUAGCUGAGGAUAUGCUGGGUAGAGCCUUCAACGGUAGCGGGAGGCCCAUAGAUGGGGGCCCCCAGCUGUAUGCAAACUACGCUAUUGGCCAGGAUACGCGUGCAAUGAAGGCGGUGGUGGGUGAAGAGGCUCUAUCUGCUGAUGAUAUGUUAUACCUAGAAUUCACAGAUAAGUUUGAAAGAAGAUUCCUGCAGCAGGGAGCUUACGAGGGCCGAGAUAUAUUUCAGAGUCUAGACAUUGCGUGGGAGCUUCUUCGUACUUUCCCUGAAGAUAUGCUCAAAAAAAUUAAAGAAGAUCUCUUAAGAAAAUAUUACCCCCGUACAAAAUAUGUUGAAAACCAGGCAGCUGAUAAGAAACCCCCACCGCAGCAACCGCAGCAGCAACAGCAGCAGUAG